GGGACACUCGGAAGUGAGACAAGACUGGGCCUUUUUUGCCAAACAGAAUCAAUUCCUAACCCAUAGGGUUGAGGGCUCACUGUGGGGCAGGGACCCUGCUCAGCAUUUAACAGACGUCAUCUCACUGACCUCACAAUGGCCUUUGAGAGGUAGACGCUAAUAUUCCCAUGUUACAGGUGGAGACACCAAGGCCCAGACGGGCCACGUGACUUGUUCAAGAUCCCACGGCUUAGUUGGUGCCGGAUCCCAGGUCAUCCCCCAUUUGUCAGACUCUGGAGACCAUAGCUGGUGCCCUGUGGCCAGAGAGCACUCACCUCCCCCACCUUGGAAGGCUCUGAACCUGGUGCCUGGAGGCUGUGGGGUGUCACGGGUGGGCUCCAUGAUUGGAAGGGAAGGUCACAGCCUCCUGCCUCCAUCCCAGCUGGAUGGACAGGCCCUGAGCUGUGAGACCAGGGCAUUCACUGCUGAGCCUUCUGGUCACCCUAUAUCAAUGGCUUUCCCUUGAGCCCAGGCCCAGCCAGCCCUCAAAGGGCUGUAGAGACUUUGGGUUCCUGUAGUCACCCAGGUGGGGACAGAGAGGCCUGACUCAAACCCCAAGUCCUCAGCUGGGCCCUCUCAGUCUGCCCUCUUUGGCUCCCAGCCUCUCUUGUCCUUCUGCGUCAUGCACUGGCCACACAGGCCUCUGGGACUUCAUGUGGGGUAACCUGUCCUCCCACCGUGAUUCUCAAGACAAACCCAGGCUGUGGUUCUGUGACCCUAUCCCACGUCUCUGCACCUGCAAUCAUUUCCAUGUCAUUUGUCUGCCCCCCCCCCCCCCACUGAACUGAGCUUCCCGGGGACAGGACGGACCUGUCAUUUGUGGCGCAUGCCAGGCCCCUCGGGUCGCAUCAGGCGUUUGAUAACCACUGGUGGGCUGCCUGAAGCUGCUGGAGUGCCCCUGUCCUUCGAAAAAACUCUAAGCAGUGGAGGCAGCCUCCAAGAGGCAGAUCCAUUACCAACCGAUCACCCAACCCUCCCUCUAAUGGAAAUCAGAUCUUACAGAUUAUUGCCAUUUGAUUGGACUCUCAUGCACCGAAGCCAAAUUCAAGACUGAUCAAAAAAUAGGAAUAAAGCCCCAACCUGCCAGCUUAAUGAAAUGCUGUCACGGGGUGGGGGGGGGGGGGGGGCGGGGCCCGGCCCCAGCCGACCCAAGAUGAUGCCGUCAGUGACGUCCUUCACUCCGUCUGGUGCCCGGGGAGGCCUUUGGCGUGGCCCCACUGUCCGGUCCACAGGACGGGGUCCCAGGGCCCAGGCCAAUGGGGCGGGUGGGCCUGGCUCACAGGGGUCCACGCUGCGCUGCUCCGAGGGAACCUGGUAAGAGCAGGGGUUAGUUCAGGGCCUGCGUCUGGGGGCCUCUGGGCCAGGGCAGCGGGAGGACUACAUUUCCCAGACUCCUCCAGUCCCGGGGAGUGAGCCAUUGGAAGAUUUAAAUAGCCCAGGCCCUGAGGCAGCGAGGCCGCAGCUGUGGACUCGUCCGCCUCCCCGGUGGCUCCAUUGGCGCUGGCCCGCAUCGGUGGGCUCGAUUGGCUGCGCAGCUGGCACUGACGUCCCCGUGGAGCCCGGUGGCAGCUGGAGGUAAACAGCCAUGUGCAAUCCUGCACUCUAUAUUUAACAGCUGCUGCGGAGAAGGCAGGGAGGCAGGGAGUGGUGGCGGGAUCCCCGGGCGGCUCCAGUCUUCGGGGAGAAGGCCUCCCAGCCCGGCUGGCACCGGCCCUCGUGGCGCGAGGCGUCACCAUGCCAGCCUCCCAGAGCCGCGCCCGGGCCCGGGACCGCAACAACGUCCUCAACAGAGCCGAGUUCCUGUCCCUGAACCAGCCCCCCAAGGGCGCCCCGGAGCCCCGCAGCUCGGGCAGGAAGGCCCCGGGCCCCUCGGCGCAGCCCCCGUCCCCUGGCGAUGGGGCCCGCGAGAGGCGCCAGUCACAGCAGCUGCCCGAGGAGGACUGCAUGCAGCUGAACCCCUCCUUCAAGGGCAUCGCCUUCAACUCCCUGCUGGCCAUUGACAUCUGCAUGUCCAAGCGGCUGGGGGUGUGUGCCGGCCGUGCCGCGUCCUGGGCCAGCGCCCGCUCCAUGGUCAAGCUCAUUGGCAUCACGGGCCACGGCAUCCCCUGGAUCGGGGGUACCAUCCUCUGCCUGGUGAAGAGCAGCACACUGGCCGGCCAGGAGGUGCUCAUGAACCUGCUCCUGGCCCUGCUCCUGGACAUCAUGACGGUGGCCGGCGUGCAGAAACUCAUCAAGCGCCGCGGCCCGUUCGAGACGAACCCCAGCCUCCUGGACUACCUCACCAUGGACGUGUACGCCUUCCCCGCUGGGCACGCCAGCCGCGCGGCCAUGGUGUCCAAGUUCUUCCUCAGCCACCUGGUGCUGGCCGUGCCCCUGCGCGUCCUGCUGGUACUCUGGGCCUUCUGCGUGGGCCUGUCGCGCGUGAUGAUCGGACGGCACCACAUCACGGACGUCAUCUCGGGCUUCGUCAUCGGCUACUUCCAGUUCCGCCUGGUGGAGCUGGUCUGGAUGUCCUCGAACACCUGCCAGAUGCUCAUCUCCGCCUGGUGAGCCGCCUGCUCGGGGCUCCGGGAGCCGAGAGAGGAGGCAGGCGCGGCGGCCGACCGGCGGCCUCACGUCCCCCGUCGCGGUUGGAGGCUGGCGACCGCGGCCGGGCCGCCCGGAGGCUCGGUGCGGCCGGCAGGGGCGGGUGCUCUCUGCCCCUUUGCCUGGACCGCGCGUGUCCUCUCUGGGCCACGCUUUGCUUCCGCCACGGAGAAGGCAGGCGAGAACUAAAGGUGGCGGGAGCGGGGCCGGGUCUUGUCCUGUCCCUCGGUCGCCGUCACGACCGCUGAGUGCUUGGCUGUGCCCGCCGUGCCCACAGCACGCUGCCUGGCAGAGCGCCCCCCCCACCCACCGCCCAGCACAGGUGCCACUGCCAUUAACGGUCAUCGGCAGCUCAGGGCAGCACUCUCCGAAGGGCGCCCUGCCGGAUGCCAGCCUGCAAGACGCUUUGGGAAGGAAAAGGGUUUUGUGGUCAAAUAAACUUGGGCAAUGCCGCGCACCGUGGCCCCGUGCCGGACAUUCACGAGGGCUGUUGUCGCCAUAAAGGCUCUGACAAGUCCUGUGCAAAUGCUUCCUGUCAAACUCCGUGUGUCCUCAGCGCAUUUGACCACAGACCCCUUUUCUCGAGGAACAGCUACUAACCCCCAAAGAACCGCCGUCUCCUCAAGCGCGUUUUGGGAGAGGCCGCCCGGGAGCCGGAGGGCCUGAGGCACGCGUGGGCCUCUCCCAGCGCCUGCGCAGAGCUCACGGCCGCGGGCAUCGGUGCCGCUUUGGCCCCCAGGGGCCGGACUCCAUGUGACCUGAUAGGUCGUUUCCAAGUACCCAUCAUGGAUGUGCAUUUCAUGUGACAAUACAAGGCGAUAUGCAGCGGA
Molecule: messenger RNA, 3455 nt
Organism: Herpailurus yagouaroundi (jaguarundi)
Lineage: Eukaryota; Metazoa; Chordata; Mammalia; Carnivora; Felidae
Gene: PLPP7
Product: phospholipid phosphatase 7 (inactive)
Exons: 2
Coding region: 1774-2589 (271 amino acids)
Cellular component (GO): nuclear envelope
Molecular function (GO): sphingosine-1-phosphate phosphatase activity
Source: RefSeq, a predicted model, not a curated record